AUGGUCUCUAUCAAAUCUAUUGCCCUAUCAGCUUACGCUCUAACCGCCGCCCAGCUUGUCAGCGCCGCCCCAGCCACCACCUUGCCUGCUAACGCUGAAGAGGUCAAGGAAGUCGAAUUGGGUGUUUAUGUCAAUGAUAUUACCAAGAACUUGAUGGAAUACUACGCAUUCCGGGCUGAACAUCCAGAACAGGCCUACCCAGGAAUCAUCGAAACCGCGGUCUUCGAAGACAUGAUGGGCCAGCCUCAAUCUGAGUGGAUUAACCAAUUGACUACCAUUGACUACAAUGAAGUUCAAAGCAUGUUCACUGGUGUUCCAUGGUACUCUGACAGAUUGGCCCCAGCUUUGUCAUCGUCUUUGAAGGCCUUAAACAUUGCCACCACGGUCGCUACUGUGUAA
Molecule: messenger RNA, 399 nt
Organism: Huiozyma naganishii CBS 8797
Lineage: Eukaryota; Fungi; Ascomycota; Saccharomycetes; Saccharomycetales; Saccharomycetaceae
Product: SRP1/TIP1 family protein
Exons: 1
Coding region: 1-399 (132 amino acids)
Source: RefSeq, a predicted model, not a curated record